Dothidotthia symphoricarpi CBS 119687 is the source of this 1962-nucleotide messenger RNA. RefSeq lists its product as uncharacterized. Gene Ontology annotation, molecular function: zinc ion binding; DNA-binding transcription factor activity, RNA polymerase II-specific. The transcript is spliced from 2 exons. Gene Ontology annotation, biological process: regulation of DNA-templated transcription. The record is from RefSeq and is a predicted model, not a curated record. Lineage: Eukaryota; Fungi; Ascomycota; Dothideomycetes; Pleosporales; Dothidotthiaceae. Bases 354 to 1874 code for a protein of 506 amino acids.
CUUGAAUCUGUGGCUUAUACUCAACGGUCAGACAUUACGUGGCAUCUUUACCCGUCGCGAACAAGUCGCUGCACUGACACUGGUAAACCGAGCCAAUGACAUUCAUUACAGGCCGUGGCUCACGGAAAUAAACAUGUACAAGCUACGUCAAGCUUUCUGAUUUCGAAUUAGCGCUGCGCUGCUGACAUGGCGCGGUUUCCGAUAUUCCUGCACUCACGAGUGGCUUAGGUUCGAGAGCAUCGCAUUCAACAAGAUCAGUCGCCUACGGAGUGUGUUUCCAGGAACGGUAGUAUACAGCGAGCCAGGCAUCGAUCUUGGGAGGCUACCUAUCCCUAGAUCAGACUGACGAAACGAUGGUGCAUAGCGGGAGGCUUUCAGAGGCUUGCUUCCCUUGUCGUGGUCGGCGGAUCAAGUGCGACAAAACGAGACCCGGAUGUUCUCAAUGUAAACGUAUGAACAUCACUUGCUCCGGAUAUCGGGAGCUAUGGGACCAGAAGUUUCGGGACAUGAACGAGAGUGUGGCAAAGGCUGCACAGAAAAGCUACAAGAAUUCAGUAUCCCGAACCGCCCGACCGAGGAAGGCGCUACCCAAGCCCGACGAAAUCGAUCACUUGUCCAGCUUGACCCCGCUUGGCUCGACGACAACGUCUGGCUCCAGCUACGACACCGACCAGUCCAUGAUAUGGCCGACUAUAACACAUUCCGUGAAAGAUAUCGCCAUCGUGCAUUUCAUGACCUCUUAUAUUCCAGGAAGCCACUUUGAUUAUCUGCCAACCAUACACUGUCAGGUUGAUAGUAGUUCUACUUUGCUUGCGACUGUUCAAGCGGCAGCAACAGCCGCCCUAGGUCAAGAGAUGAGGCAGCCGCAUCUGAUGCAACAAGCUCGCCGCUUAUACGUAAGAGCUUUGCUCGAGACAAAUACGGCACUAGCGAACCCUUCAACUGCGACUGAGGACGCGACACUGAUCUCAGUGCUGUUACUGGGUUUGUUUGAAACCAUCGCAUGGAUUGGGCCACGCACACCAGACAGCUGGAUAAUACACACGCGCGGUGCUCUCGUUCUACUAAAGCUACGCGGUUCGCAACAGUUCAAGACCAGGAUUGGCAGACAACUAUUUGUCCAAGUGACCAGGAUUGCGUGUGUAAAUAGCUUGCAGCAGAAAUCUCGACUGCCGGCAGAACUGAAGGAUCUCAUGAAAGAAGCUGCGCUACAUGAGUCCGAAUACUCAAAAUAUCAGUUUGCUCAUCUGACGGGCGAGGUAGCGGAUCUUGUAGCUGAUAUCAACGAGAAAAAGUGUAACGCUGGGGUGAUUGUUGAAGCCGCAAAGGUUCUAGACAGCAAGUACAUCUUGCUCGGUAAAAGACUUCCACCCUAUCAAGAGAUCGAAACAGCAACCUCACAGUCCGGAGUAUGUAGUAAAACUUUCCAUCGAUAUUCAGAUCACCGAGCAGCACAACUAUGGAAUUCGUAUCGAAUGACCCGCAUACUCCUCAACGAAAUCGUUUACGCAUUCCCUUCUUCUACAAAUUCGAAGAAUUCUGCCAUACAAACAGAAGCUAUCCAGCAUGUUCAACAAAUGGCCGCCGACAUCUGCGCAAGCCUAUCACAAUUCACCAUUGCGAAUGGAUCUGUCACGCUUGGUGCACCGACUCACUUGGCUUGGACUAUGGUGUUUCCAUCAACGAUAUCGAAAGCGUCUGCUGCGUCCUUACUGUGGCCGCUGUCGGUAGUCAGAGGAGCGAGCAAAGUGAGCGAGGAGGUCAAACAGUUUGCUGAAGAGCAAUUGAAGAUUCUUGCAAGCGGGUGCCGAAUGCCUCAGGCCGAGAGGAUCGGAGCGCUUAAGUACGAUGACGAUUCGCUCGAAAACGGGUGAGUAAAUUACACAAUCUCGGUGUGCGUUGACUGAUAAGUGGUUAGGUUGCAUAUGAUGUUUGUUUCUUGAUCGCGAAGGUGUAGGAGGG